Messenger RNA from Planococcus citri (citrus mealybug), 3799 nucleotides. Its product is annotated as villin-1-like. Bases 1082 to 3610 code for a protein of 842 amino acids. The transcript has 15 exons. The record is from RefSeq and is a predicted model, not a curated record. Gene Ontology annotation, molecular function: phosphatidylinositol-4,5-bisphosphate binding; actin filament binding. Gene Ontology annotation, biological process: actin filament severing; actin polymerization or depolymerization; barbed-end actin filament capping. Gene Ontology annotation, cellular component: cytoplasm; actin cytoskeleton. NCBI's taxonomy places the organism in Eukaryota, Metazoa, Arthropoda, Insecta, Hemiptera, Pseudococcidae.
GUUGAAACUUGUUUAUUCUCUAAGAGCGUAUAAGCGUAUCGUAUAAUAAUCACAAUAAUAAUAUUCGCGAAUACACCUAAUCGCGACCGUUUUUCUCAGUUAUUCACUCGUAGGUAUUCUUCUUCUUAACUUUCCGUUAUUGUUAUAAUUACAAAAUGAUUAUUAUAUGUACUCGUAGGUACGAAGCGGAGUUGUUGAGCCGCGGUAUUUCUUUCUACUCGUUCGGUGUAGGUACUUUCGUUCUUGGUCCGCGACCGCGUCCGCGUCCGCCUACUUGAUUUCUUUUAUUUUUCAUUGAGCAAAAGUGAGUCGCGUCCGCGUGCUUGCGAUAUUGAUUUCGUUCGUACCGCACCGGCACCGUAAGAAAAAGAUUACGACGAGUCGAGGAGUCGAGUGCAUGCUGGAGUUGGAGUGGAGAACUGGAGAUGGGAAUGGGUACUCGUACUCGUACUCGUACUCGGAUCCUCGGCCACGAUCUACAAUCGACGGUGAGAACUGAACGUUGGAAUGAGAAUUAAGUUCAAAACUUGUUUCGUUACGUUAGAUGCAGCACGUUUUUUUGUUUUUUUUUCUUUUUCAUUUUUUUUUGUCGCUCGUUCAUUCAACUCGUGCUCCUCGCGGUCUUCGGUCUUGAAGAGUAUAUACGAGUACCUAGGUACUCUACACUCGCAUACUUCAGUUUUCAGUUGACCGACUACGACGAGUGCGACUGUUAUUGUUGGUGUUGGUGUUGGUGCUGGUGCUGACUGCUGAGGCGUUAAGCUACUGAUUCGCGCGCGUACUUCGACUCGAAUUGAACACUCGGUACGGGUACCUCUCGAUCUACCUGUGGGCUGUGGUGUACCACACAAUGCAUGUUCAAUUUACUAAUACUCGUGCGUAAAUCGCGAAUGUAUCGUCAGUUGACCAUCGUUUCCUAUACGCAUAUUUUACAAAUAUUUCUGUUCUGCCAGCAGCCAGAAGAUAGACAAUUUUCAUCUCCUCUACACAUUGAGCCAUCGAGACCAAUGGUAAACAGCAUUUGAAAGUGAAAAAGAAGAUCAGCAGCAGCAGCAACAAGAGUAGCAGUAGCAGCGCCGCGAUGCCCGAAGAAAACGAAGACUACGCCGCGGACCCGGCAUUCAAACACAUUCGCAAAAACGCAACCGGUUUCUUGAUAUGGAGAGUCGAGAACAUGCAAUUGGUGCCUCUGCCUUUGGAUCAGUACGGAACAUUCUACGAGGGCGACUCGUAUCUAAUAUACGCCGCUUCGGAAUUCGCCAAAUUCGUCGGUCCACGAACCAAGGCGUACGAAGUACGAGGCCGUCUGGAAAUCCACAUACACUUUUGGCUAGGGGCUAAAACUAGCACCGACGAGUCGACGAUAGCCGCUUACAAAUGCGUCGAAUUGGAUACGUAUUUGGGCGGCACACCGACCCAACAUAGAGAAAUACAAGGUCAAGAAUCGCCCAGAUUCAAAGGAUAUUUCAAAAAAGGAAUAAGAUUGUUAAAGGGAGGCGUAGCGUCUGGCUUGCAUCACGUAGAAAAUACUUUCGAAGCUCGACUGUUUCGGGUGAAAGGACGUCGUUCGCCGACCAUAACGCAGAUGCCAGCCAUCUCUUGGGAGUACAUGAAUUCCGGCGACGUUUUCAUCUUGGAUACCAAAGAAGUAACUUUCGUAUGGGUUGGCAGAAAUUCCAACAACAUCGAAAAACUCAAAGCAGCAACCGCAGGUCAAGAGAUUCGCGACGAACACAAUGGUCUAUCGUUGGUAUUCGUAGACGAUGGCAAAGAAACCGAACUGCCGGACUCGGAAAGGACGGUUUUCAGUUUAUAUUUGGAUACGAAAAAUCGACACGGCUUACACAUGGAUACCGGCAGCGCAGGUCUCCCAGAUGAUAACGAGGCAGAUUCCCUCAACGGCGGCGAACUGCGGCUUUACAAAUGCGUCGACGAAGGCGGCACUUACAGAAUAUUCGAGAUUAAAACUGGUAACCUGCAUCAAUCGGAUUUAACUAGCAACGACACCUACAUAGUGGACAACCACGGACGAACUAUAUGGGUUUGGUUGGGCAAGCAAGCUUCGAAAAAAGAACGCAUCGACGCCAUUCGCAACGCUCACGGGUUCGUGAAAAAGAAAAACUAUCCCAGCUACAUUCCAGUAUGUCGAGUCAUGGAAGGCGGCGAACCCAUCGAAUUCAGAUCCUUAUUCUGCUCGUGGCGAGAUCACGACGUAAAUAACAAUAUCAGCAACGGCUGCAUUUCUUCCACCAUCGCAAAUAAGGGUAAAGCCAUGCCGGCCAACUUGAGCACGCAGACGUUACACAAUACCCCAAAACUGGCAGCCCAAUUACAGCUAAUGGACGACGCGCACGGAAAAUUGUCCGUAUGGAGAGUGAAGAAUUCCAGUCUGAAAGAAGUACCGUAUUUCAUGUACGGACGAUUCUAUUCCCGAACCUGCUACAUAGUUCAUUAUAAGUAUACGUACGACAGCAAAGAGUACCACGUCUUAUACUGUUGGAUGGGAAGCCAUUCGAUAAAGAGUGACCAAACAAACGCCAUGUCAUCUCUGCUUACGAAAAACGAAUCCAUCAAUAACAGCGGAACUUUGGUUUACAUUCAGGAAGGAAAUGAAACGCCUCAUUUUCUCAGCAUUUUUCGCGGACGUAUGACCAUAUUCAUCGACGAACACCGCGACGAAAUUCCAUCCAGGUUCCUAUUGCACGUGAUUGGAAGUCGCUAUUACGACAGUUACGCUAAACAGGUACCCGCAAAAACAUCCAGCUUAGACUCAAACGACGUGUUCAUAUUACAUUGUAGCGAUAAAAUUUGCUACGUUUGGUGCGGCAAAGGCUCAACCGGAGAUCAAAGAGAAAUGGCCAAAAGCAUAGCCAACAAAGUAUCCUCUUCCGAAGAAUUAUUAGUCAUCUACGAAGGGCACGAGAAAAACGAAUUCUGGAAGCAAAUCGGAGGUUCCAACGAGUACGCUCGCAAUAAAAAAAUCAACGUCGAGCACGAGUCACGUUCGGUCAGAUUGUUCCAUUGUUACAACGCGAGCAACAAUUUGAAAACCGAAGAAAUAAUGAACUUCCAACAAAGCGAUCUCGUAUCCGAAGAUGUAAUGUUACUCGACAAUAUACAAACCGUGUACGUGUGGAUAGGUGAAUUAGUGAAAAACGAAGAAAAGAAACACGCUUACGAUACAGCCGUUGAAUAUUUGAAAAGAGAUGCCAGCGAAAGAAAUUUGAAAACGCCUACGAUUGUAAUUAGAGAAGGUCACGAACCAGUUACAUUUGUCGGAUUUUUCGAAACUUGGGAUCACGAGAUGCUCGACAAAAGGAAAACAUUCGCGCAAAUACGAACAGAACUGGAAAAACAGAAUCCAACAUUACACAUACAGAUAAAGUCGAACGACGACGACUACAAUUUCGACGAAUGUGAGAAAUUUCCCAUCGAAAAAUUAUUAAUUAAAAAUCCCGACCAAUUACCGGCCGGUGUAGAUCCUAGCCAUAAAGAAUUGCAUUUAAGCCACGCAGAAUUUUUCGCCGUGUUCGGAAUGAAAUACUCGGAAUUUUGUCAACUCGCUCAGUGGAAAAGGGCGAACAUGAAAAAAGCUGCGGGAUUAUUUUGAAGAACAGAAAACGCAAAACGAAAAUUACAACUACAUAAGUUUUUCUCGGUUUCCUAGUUGAAAUUCGAGUCGCGUCUCUUGUUAUCGUUAUUAUUUUUAAUUACUCGGCAUUUUCAUUUUGUUAUACAUUAAUAUACUAUUUAAAAAAAAAAAAAAAAAAAAAAAAAAAGAACAAAUAAAGAAAUAAAU